GCUCCGCGCACUCUGGCGGGUUUCUCCCCCUGUGUUUUUCCCGGGGCCCCGCUUAGGCUCCGCGCGUGGCCGGGGAAAGCGGAAACGGCUGCGGGGACAGUCUCCUUGCGCAGGGGCCAUCCUCGCCGCCAUGUCGGGGGGCUUCGAGCUGCAGUCGCAGGAUGGCGGCCCCCGGGUUGCCCUGGCGCCCGGGGAGACGGUGAUCGGCCGCGGGCCGCUGCUGGGAAUUACAGACAAAAGAGUGUCCAGAAGACAUGCAAUUCUUGAGGUGGUGGGUGGUCAGCUUAGAAUUAAACCGAUACACACAAAUCCAUGUUUUUAUCAGUCUUCCGAGAAGAGCCAGCUCUUACCAUUGAAGACAAAUCUAUGGCACUGGCUGAAUCCUGGAGAUAGAUUUUCUUUGUUAGUUGACAAAUACAUUUUCUGUGUUUUUUCUACAUAUUCUGAAACAGAAAUGGAAUAUACUUUAAGAAACAGUCAAAUGCUUGAUGAAGAUGAUAUUUUGAAUGAAACACCAAAAUCUUCCCUGAUGAAUUUGCCUGAUGAGACAAUGGGUGCCCCGCAGUGGGAAAGAAGCCCAGAAAUAGCUGAGACCCAGACUGCUAUGGAAAAUAGUGUGUCUUUCCUAGGUAAAUGUACAAAUUUCAGUAAGCAACAGCCAAAUCCUGGCCAGAGGAAAAGAAUCCUUCCAACGUGGAUGUUAACAGAAAAUGUUAGUGAUCAGAAUCUUCCAGUACCAGUCAUUAGUGAAGAUAAUAAUAUUCAGGAAAGUGGAAAAAUGGGAAUCUGCAAAAAUAAAACCCAAGGAAACAUAACACAGCAAAGAAGAAAGCGAUUAAUUUCAUCGGAAAGUUCAGAAGGCACAUCAGCAGAGCAAGACACAGGGAAAAAAUGCAGAGAUGCUGAUCAGGAAGAGUCUGUCAUUUCAUCAAAGGAAAUACCACAAUCAUUUUCUGCAACCACAUUAAGUUACACACAGAUGAAUAAUAUAAAAAGUGAUACACGGAGAAACAAAAUUUCAAAAGAGGAACCUGGUAAGAUUUCUGAACAUAAAAUCAUCACUCAAGGAAGACAAGAUGAAGAAGAUGAGGCAAUUAACUGUUUUGAGCGUUGUUUGAGUGCCCAGAGCAGGUCACUACAUGAAGCUCAAGGAUCUCAUCCCGAGUCUAGUUCUAAUCCCUCGAAUCCUGAAACUUUGUAUGCAGGGAGAACUGAUUCAGUUCCACAAGGUUCUGAAGAAAACAAGGUCAAAAGAACAUCCUGCAUGUACGGUGCAAACUGCUACAGGAAGAAUCCUGUCCAUUUUCAACAUUUCAGUCACCCUGGUGAUAGUGAUUAUGGAAGUAUGCAAGUUACAUGUCAAGAUGAGGCUGAUGACCAACCUGAAUGUCCCUAUGGAGCAUCCUGUUACAGGAAGAAUCCUCAGCACAAGAUAGAAUAUAGACACAGUACACUUCCAGUGAGUAACACUUCAGAUGAAGACAAUGAUAAUGUUGGACAACCCAAUGAGUACAACCUGAAUGACAGCUUUCUAGAUGAUGAGGAAGAAGAAUAUGAGCCAACAGAUGAAGAUUCUGAUUGGGAACCAGGAAAGGAAGACCAAGAGAAGGAAGAUGUGGAAGAGCUUUUGAAAGAAGCCAAAAAGUUUAUGAAAAGAAAAAAGUGACCCUUCUCUGCAAUAAUUUAUGGCUCCCAUUAACUCAACUUUAUGGAGGAAAAUUUCAGGAACUAAGGAGGCACUUAGUCAACAAUUGUUUUCCUUCUUUUUAUAGUUAUGACUUUACUAUUGACUCUUUACAAAUGAAACAUUGAAAUGUCAACCUUCAAUGAAGUGGAUGGAUUUUGUUUUGUUGCUUUGCCUUUUUUAAUCCUCUGUAAAGUACCUGGAAGUAGGAAACAGAGAAUUAAAGAGUGGUUAUUUUUAAUGUACAUUGUGUGUUGGUAAUAAAAAGUUAAAGCUACACAGGUUGCACAAAACUGUUUUUUUUUUUUUUACCUUUCCCCAGAAAGUCUGUCUUUAUAGAAUACUAUGCAAGUAUAACCAAACAAAUUACAUCAUGAGUGAAAAAGCAUGCUUUUUUCAUUGCCAUCGAAGUAAUUCUUCAAGCAGAGCCAGAUUUUGAAAAAUGACAGCCAUCAUACAGUGAUUAUUUUUCUGAUACCCUAGGUGUGAAUUUUGCAAUUUAUUCUGUUAGUCUCACUCUUAGAAAUGUGGGGAAAUUAGAACCAAAUGAAUACUGAAAGUAAAUUAGACUAUAGAAAUGUUCACCAUGCAGGGAGUGUUAUUUUGUGACCUACCUAUGUAAUUUACUGUAUGUCUGUCUGAGUUUAAAGAUAGAAAGACUCAAAGAAUUUAAUAGUUCCUUUUUCAACUAAAGUGCUCCCUGAUUAUUUUAACUCCCAAUAUGCUCCUUAAGAAUAUAGAAAUGAUGGGGCCUCCCUGGUGGCUCAGUGGGUUGAGCGCAGCACUGUGAAGCUAUCCGCAGCCUCUUCAGCACAGGUUCAAUUUCGGGCUGGCCAGGGAGAUUCCCACAUGGUGCAGCAGACCUCUCCUGUCAUUCCUGCUGCUCCCCUCAGCAGUGUAUUUUGGUGGUCUGCCUGUUCUGCUCCCUGCUCUGUCUCUGAUGAAUCCUCUCACCCUCCUGUGCCUCUGGCCUGUACCCCAGCUCUUGUAUAAAAAUAAAUAAAUCUUUUUAAAAAAGAAUAUAGAAAUAAAUUUUAACUCUAAUUUUCUCAAUGACAGAUUUUUGUUUUGUUCUCAGAUAAAAGUAGUAAGUUGUCUGCCAGAUUUCAGAAACUCCUUUCUUUAAUUUUAUGAAGUAUAUAUUUUUUCUUAAACUACUUUAUCCCUGUAAUUAUCUUCAUUUUAGGUGAUUUAGAAUUUCUGAAAUAUAGUAACAUUUGGGUAUGUGUACACAGUGUAGUGGGCAUAUUAUUGAAAUUAUAAAACAUUGAACCAAAAGUGUCCUUGUUAAACACUAACGUUUUCUAUUCUUAGAGACCUAAAUGUUUAUAUCUUCAAAGUGCAAGAAAAUAAUAUUGAUUAUACUAUUUUCUUAGUGCUUUCAAAUAUAUUUCCAGGUGAUUAUAUAGUAUUAAAAUUUACUUAUGCUGACAAAUAAUAGAUAAAUAUUGUUCAAGGCUAUUAUUACUUAUCAUUCUGACUUUGCCUCUAUUGUUAUAUGGAAACUCAUUUUCUCUUUCUGAUGGGGAUUUGACAAAACUGUGACUAAAAUAUUUGAACUUACUCUCAUCCCUGCACUUAGUCCUUAAAUAUUCAUUAAUUCACUCAGAUAUUUUCCAAAGGAAAGUGGCAACAUCUAAAUGUACAAUGAGCUGAUGAAUGGAUUAAUAAAAUCUGGUUUUGUGGGUAUCCUUGAAAACAAUUUCCAGUGGGAAUGUGUGUGGGCUUCUCCACACCAAUAAGCAAUUUUCAGACACCAUCAGUUUGUCCUAAGAAUUCAACUCAGUUAUGGCUGAGAGAGCUUCAGAUCCCACAGAUUCAGUCUCCCAAAAUCAUCUUCCAUUUAAGAUGACAACUGCAAGGCCAUUAUGCCACCUGGGUUUUUGACCAAUUGGCUGCAGUUGGGAGGUUCCCAUAACCCUCUCUUCCUCACCCUUCAGGUGCUCGUCCAAGUCCAGUUUAUUACCUGUGCUUCUGACCAACAGGCUAUAAACUGAGAUUACUAGGUCACCUUCCUCAGGUUCAAUUAAUUUGCUAGAGUGGCUCACAAAACUCAGGAAUCUCAUUUAGUCACUAGAUCACUGGAUUACAAAGGGAUCUAAUUCAGAAAGAGUCUGAUGAAAGAGAGAUACAUAGAGCAAGAUAAGGGGGAAAGGAGUGGCGUGCCCAUGCCCUCUCCAGACGUGCCAUUCUCCCCAAAUGUUCACUUGUUUACCAAUCCAGAGCUCUGGAUCCUCCUCCUCACAGGUUUUUCUGGAGUCUUUAUUACACAGGUCAGACUGACUAAACCAUUGGCCACAGGCAAUUAAACUCAACCUCAAGCUCCUUUACUCUCCCUGAAAGUUAGGGGGCAGGGCUAAGAGUCCCACUAUUAAUACUGGUUUCCUUGGUAACCAGUUCUCAUCCUCAGGUAUUCCCCAAAGUCAUCUCAUUCACCUAACAGGAGCCACCUAUAUCACUCCCAACACUUAGGAUAGUCCAAGGUUUUGGGGAGCUGUGAGCCAGGAGCUGUGGAUGCAGACCAAAUAUAUGUAAGAAAUGUAUACUUUGGUCAUCUGAAUGACCAAAGAUAUGUAUUUUAUUACACUAUUGCUGUAGCAUAUUUAAACAAUGGAUUUUUUUUGGCUAUAAGAACUGAAGUAUUGAUACAUACUACAACAUGGUUGUAUCAAUACUAUUGAUACAUACUACAACAUGGUUGAACUUGACAACACUAUGCUAAGUGAACUCAUUUAUGUGAAAUGUCCAAAUUAGGCAAAUUGAUGAGAUAGAAGGUAGAUUAGGCUAUGGAGAGUGACUGCUAAUGGGUAGAGGGUUUAUUUUUGAAAUGAUAAAAAUGUUCUAAAAUUAGUGGUUUGGGUUGUACAAGUCUGUAAUAUCCUAAGAUCCACUGAAUUGUAUACUUUCAAAGGAUGAGUUUUAUGCUGUAUGAAUUAUAUACCAAUAAAGCUGUUAUAAAAAAAGAAUGCUAAAAGAUGACACAGUUUUUUUUACGGAAAAACAUUUAAUAAUAGAACAUAUUCUUGAUAGUAAAGUA
Molecule: messenger RNA, 4721 nt
Organism: Talpa occidentalis (Iberian mole)
Lineage: Eukaryota; Metazoa; Chordata; Mammalia; Eulipotyphla; Talpidae
Gene: APLF
Product: aprataxin and PNKP like factor
Exons: 10
Coding region: 131-1666 (511 amino acids)
Biological process (GO): double-strand break repair
Cellular component (GO): site of double-strand break; nucleus
Molecular function (GO): DNA-(apurinic or apyrimidinic site) endonuclease activity; protein binding; 3'-5' exonuclease activity
Source: RefSeq, a predicted model, not a curated record